This is a messenger RNA of Copidosoma floridanum, 2358 nucleotides long. RefSeq lists its product as uncharacterized. Lineage: Eukaryota; Metazoa; Arthropoda; Insecta; Hymenoptera; Encyrtidae. The record is from RefSeq and is a predicted model, not a curated record.
AUGGAACUACUUCCGUUUUGGUCUCAACACCCUGCCACAUGGUUCACGCAGGCCGAGCUCAUCUUCGCGAGCAACAACACCACCUCGGAAGCACCACCAGCAGAAAACAGGUACGAAGGCCUUAAGAAACACGUCCUUGCGAGGUUCUCUGACUCCAAGGACCAACAGCUGCACAAGCUGUUCUUCGGAGUAUCACUAGGCAACAAGAAGCCCUCACAGCUGUACCGUGAGAUGAAAAGCCUCGCUGGCAACAGCCUCACAGAUGACAGCUUGAGGGUCAAGUGGCUGGACCUGCUACCUGCAGAGGUGCAACCUUUCUUGCGCAUCUUAAAAUCCACGUCACUUGACGAGCUACUACAGGCCGCAGAUAAACUUGUCUGCAACUCUUCGUUUUUGCAAACAAAUCACACCUUCGUAGGUGUCUCGCCUGUCUCCUCAGGAUACGCCUCGCCUGUCUCUCCACAUCAACUGCACAAUGAGAUACUGCUCCAGGAAAUCGCCGUGCUCAAGGUGAUGAUUACGCUGCUCUCUACAACUAACAAACAACUGCUCGAACUGCUCAAAAACAACAAGGGCAACGGAGGUGCCAGAGGCUGGGACAGAUCGCGCAGUGGAGAACGGAACCAGUGCCCAGGUGCUCACGCCUGGUGCUACUUCCACAGAAAGUUCGGCGUCAACGCCUACUCCUGCAAGAAGCCCUGCACCUUCGUGGGACCACAAUCUCAAGGUCAACUUCCUACUCGACUCCGGAUCCAUAGUGUCAAUCCUUCCCGGCCGCCAAAUUUCAGCCAGGCCCAACGGGAGGCAUUGACCCUGUAUCCGGCCAACCACUCGCCCAUACACACCUACGGCAGCUGGAAGAUCAACCUCAACCUGGGCCUACGUCGAGACUUCCAAUGGAAGUUUAUCAUCACCGACGUCGCCCCGGCUAUCAUCGGAGCCAACUUCCUGGCAGAACACGGUCUGCUGCCAGACCUCAAACACAAGCGGCUCAUCGACCCGCUUACAGGUUUGGCUGUCAAGGGCACCCUGUGCGACAACAACCUGCACUCGAUUGCGACAAUCGAGCAACUGGGACCAGACGACCCUGACGUUGCCAUCCAACAUCGGAUCAUCACCUGCGGCCAACCAGUCUUCGAGCGCCCCCGACGCCUCAUCGGUGAGCGACUAGCAGCGGCCAAAGCUGCUAUCACCGAGCUCCAAAACCAAGGGGUCGUCAGGCCAUCCAGCAGCCAGUGGGCUAGUCCACUGCACCUCGUGCCCAAGGCCAACAACUCCUGGCGCGUCACCAGCGACUAUCACCGCCUCAACAGCAUAACAGUACCAUACGGGUACCCCCUCCCGAUCGUCGAGAACAAUCUACAAGAGAGCCAAGGUCAGGUUUUUACGGUCAUCGACCUAUACAAAGCUUUUUACCAGGUGCCCAUCGCCAGCGGAGACGUAAAGAAGACGGCCGUCACGAUACCCUUCGGCCUCUUCGAGUUCCUCGGCACAUCACUCGGCCUCAGAAACGCCACGCAAACCAUGCAGCGCACGAUGGACCAGCUGCUGCGCAAGCUUUCCUUCGUUAAGACCUACAUCGACGACAUCCUCGUCGCGUCACAGACGCACGAAGAGCACCUUCAGCACCUCCGCCAGCUAUUCACCGUCUUGAAGCAGGCAGGCUUCAAGGUAAACCUGGCGAAAUGCACAUUCAGCAAGCCUCAGGUCAUCUUCUGGGGCUUCCAGGUUUCGUCAGAAGGUUGCCGGCCACCAAUAGCGAAGGUAGAAACCAUCAAAGUCUUUGCCAAGCCAACCACAGCGUCCGAACUUCGACGGUUCCUGAGGGUAAUAAAUUGCUACCGCAGGUGUGUCCCCCACACCGUGGAACUGCAGGCGCCUCUCAACGAGCUGCUGAAGGGCCUGCCCAAAAAACCUAACGUCAUUGACGCCACUUGCACAACGUAUCUGGCCGCAGAUGCCCUCUUGGCGCUCCGUACGGACGCCUUGAGCACAGCCAUUGGCGCGGCUUUGGAGCAGCUUCAACCAGAUGAGUCGUGGCGCCCGCUGGGAUUCUUCUCACACAAGCAAGACUCCACGCAGGCCAGGUACAGCACGUACGACAGAGAGCUCCCAGCAAUCUACGCCUCUGUUGAGCAUUUCGAGAGGAUACUAGACGGCCGCUCAUUCACCAUCUUCACGGAUCACUGGCCUAUCACCUUCACUGCCUUUCAACCAGCAACCAAGGCUUUGCUUAGACAAGCGCGCUACCUUGAAUGUAUUCUCAGCCGCAAGACGACCCCGAGACCCCCCGAAGCUUUAACACCAGCUGCGAAACCAAUCGAAGUAGCGACCACCGAUGUCACCCCAACGACUUAG